Messenger RNA from Tricharina praecox, 2922 nucleotides. Its product is annotated as muts domain V-domain-containing protein. NCBI's taxonomy places the organism in Eukaryota, Fungi, Ascomycota, Pezizomycetes, Pezizales, Pyronemataceae. Gene Ontology annotation, biological process: chiasma assembly; mismatch repair. Bases 53 to 2770 code for a protein of 905 amino acids. Gene Ontology annotation, cellular component: nucleus. Gene Ontology annotation, molecular function: mismatched DNA binding; ATP-dependent DNA damage sensor activity; ATP binding. The transcript has 8 exons. The record is from RefSeq and is a predicted model, not a curated record.
CCGCCUAUUAUUCCACCUCUCGCCCGCCCACACCCAUCGCCAUCUCAUCACCAUGUCCUACCGCGAAGACUCCGUCUGGUUCGACCACUCCCGCUCGCUUUCGCGGGCGGCCAGCAGCACGGGCGGGAGCACGGGCGGAAGCAACAGGGCGACACUCGACCGCAGCGGCAGCACCGCUCUCGUCCCUACGACCGACGACGACGAAAAUGACAGCGACAGCGAUGACGGCUCUGACCACAUCAUCAUGGCGGUCGACCAGCGAGGCUCGAAAAUGGGGUGCGCGUAUUAUACCGCUGCCGAUGAGACCCUGAGUUUCAUGGAGGAUGUGGAAUUGCCGUCGGCGGACUGCUUUGAUGCUCUGAAAUUCCAAGUCAACCCGACCGUCCUCCUCCUCUCCUCGCGCAUGGACGACAUUGAGCGUGCGCCUCUCGCCACGGGCGAAGACGGCGACGAGGAAGAGCCCGAGAAGCCAUACCGGGUGCUAGUCCGUGCCGCCGGCGAGUUCGCGUACGACGGUGGGCGGCGAAAGUUGGUGGCGCUGCAUAUCGGCCAGGAAUACGGGCCGGAGAUAAUUGUUCCCACCGACCACCACGAUGUUUCCGCGCAGGGCCAGUCGAAGGGAAAGCUGUUGAAGCUGGCGUCGUGGAUCGAUCUGAAUAGCAAGAUUAGUGUCGGAUGUGCCGGAGCUGUGCUCUCGUACCUCAAGAGGAGGAAGGCGAAUGAGGAGGGCAGUGAUGGUGGAGAUGGGCUGCAUAUUCGCAGUAUCGAGUUGUUCUCGUUGGCGGAUGUUAUGUUCGUCAACGCGGACACGAUUUGCAGUCUGCAGAUAUUCGAGAAUGAAUCCCACCCGAAUUUUCACAUGCAGGGCAAGGGAGGUCGAGGGAAAGAGGGCCUUUCACUAUUCGGAAUCAUCAACUCGACCCGGUCGCCGAUGGGACAGAGAUUACUGAAGCAAUGGUUCCUCCGUCCAUCCUUGUCGAUCGACGUGAUCAGAGAACGACAAGCCGGCGUGGCGAUUCUUUUGCGAGACGAUAAUUCGGAUGUUCUCAAAACCCUUGAGAAGAGUUUGAAGAUGGUCAAAAACAUUCCCAAGAUUUUGGGACAGUUGAAGAGAGGCAAGGGGAGCGGCCAGAGAGGCGGCGAGUACGCAUCGCUGCUCACAUUCACGACCGAAGCGCUCAAUAUUCGCUCCAUAAUUCAGGAUGUUGUGGGCGAGCAGAGGACUCCGAUUUUCAACAAGAUCAUGAACACAUUCGAUGUCAACAGCCUACACGCGGUACGCCAGCUCAUCUACGACACGGUCGACUUUGAGGAGUCAGCCGCCUUCAACUGUGUUGCCGUAAAGCGGCAUGUCGACGACACGUUGGACAAUCUGAAACACCGGUGGGCGGGCAUGCCCGAUUUCUUGCGGGUGGUGGCCGUGGAUGUAGCAACGAACAUGGGACUGCCAAGGGACAUCUGGAGUGACGUGAAUGUCGGUUGGUACCCUACCUACGGAUACCUCUUGUCGGUGCCAUUUGGGUUUGCCGAGAUGUUGUCGGAGGAGGGGUACCGCUACGAGUUCGGCUCGGAUGGGGCCGCGUACUUCAAGAGUCCGGAGAUGGAUGGGCUUGAUAAUGACUACGGUGAUGUGGAGGGAAUGAUAGGAGAUCGUGAGAUCGAGCUCAUUUAUGAUCUGCAGAUGCUCGUUCUGGAGCGCGAAGAUGUGCUGAUUGAGUGUGUCAGGGUGUGCGCCGAGCUUGACUGUCUUAUGUCCCUUGCGGAAAGUGCCGCCAAAUACAAGUACAUAUGCCCAACAAUCACCGAGGAAAACAUCGUGGAGAUAAAGCAGGGCCGACAUCCUCUACAAGAACUAUGCGUUGCUUCUUAUGUUCCGAACGAUUGUUACCUGGUUGGCGGAAGGGAUACCGCGGAAACGGACACUGAGACCAGCGGGGAAUCCGACGAGCCGAGCAUGAUCCUUCUUACCGGUCCGAAUUUCUCUGGCAAAAGCGUCUACCUGAAGCAGAUAGCACUCAUAACCUACAUGGCACACAUUGGCAGCUUCGUUCCCGCAGAGAGCGCCAUCAUCGGUAUCACGGACAAGAUCCUGACGCGUAUCCAGACGCGGGAGAGUGUCUCGCGACUACAAAGCGCCUUCAUGAUCGACCUGCAGCAGAUCGCGCUAUCCUUCCGCCUCGCGACCAGCCGGAGCCUGUUGAUAAUCGACGAAUUCGGCAAAGGCACGACGGCCUCCGACGGCGCGGGUCUCGCGUGCGCCGUAUUCGAGCACCUGUUGAACCUCCCCUCCGCACAGCGCCCCAAAGUCGCCGCUUCAACUCACUACCACGAGCUCUUCGAGUCCUCGUUCCUCCUGUCGCAUGCCCACCUCUGGUGCGGCCAGAUGAGCGUCGCCAUCGAUAGUGACGCGGAAGAGGUAGAGGACCAGGUGACGUAUCUGUACGUGCUGAAGCCGGGGAGGACACUGGAUUCCCUGGGGACCGUGUGUGCGACGCUCAAUGGCAUCGAUAAAGAGACGGUCGAUCGCGCGAUUGAUAUUAUACAGCUUGCGGCUAGGGGUGAGGACUUGGUCUCCGCUUGUGUACAGCUGAGUGAGGGCGAGGUGGGGGAGUUGGAGGUCGCUGAGGCCGCGGCGAGGAGGUUUGUAGAGGAGUUUGAUGUCGAGGAGGAAGAGGGGGAUGGGGGUGGAGACGGCGGGGGUGCGAGUGGAGGGGAAAGUGUCAGGGCGAAGUUGGAGAGGGUUUUGCAGGGAGUAAUGGCCGACGACUAGUGCGUGUGGGAAGUGGAGCAUCGGAGGGUUGCGGUGAUUUUCGUUGAGCUCGUGAUUUACUGGGUACAAUUGACUGCACAAUUGACUUCACCAAGAAUUGCGCCUCCGUAUCGGUGCUGUCUUCUGCUUUCCGAACUCAAACCUCUCUAGCG